UAACGCGUUGUCUAUGAACACUCAGUUUUAACGAGUUCAUCAUUAAGACACAUAGCAUGGGGUUGUUGGUGAAUUAAAAAAACAAAAAACAAAAAACAAGACAAGUGGAGGAACCGGAGAAGACGGUCACUUUUGGACAUCGCCGUGUGGCAUGGCGGCGCGCCUGUCCUGCGGGCUUGGUCCCACAGAACAUUCCAGGCCUCGGCUGGAGCUCUGUCCCCAGAGGGGUCGGGCUCCCACCUUGUCCCCAGACGGGAUGCUGAUCUUCUGGGCCCUUUCUGCCUCUCUUCUCCCCGCCCUGGUGCUGGCCUCUGGAUCACAGCCCUGCCCUGCCGCGCACUAUUCCUCUGCGCUGGAGUCCUUGGAGUGCUACAAUGACUACAGUACCCACAUUCGCUGCAGCUGGAGAGAGAGCAAGCUGAAUCUCUCACAAGCCCCUCUGUCUCUCUUUCACCUGGGUGUGAAUGACAGCGAGUCGCAGUGCAAGCCCAUUGGCCCCACCGAUUCGCCGCCUGCGGGCGGGCUGGAGGUCCGCCGUCAAUGUCAAUACAACACCACGGCCUUCUUCGUCCUAAAUAAGGACAGCUACUUCUUCAAGACCCCUCACUCCCCUGGCCUCUCCAAAACACUCAACGUGUCCCAGCUCGCAGUGAGAGUGCGCCCCCCCAAGAGCCUGUCCCAAGGACUUACGAAGGGAGGGGGCAGGGAGUUACGCUGGAGGAGCUACUACCACCCCACCUCGCCCAUCUACCCAACGCUCAACUACGAACUGGCCUACAGGAGGCUGGACCAGGACUGGGUGGUUUUGGAGGUCUCUCAGAACGAAUCUUGGGUCAUUGAAUGGGACCGGUUGGUGCCUGGCUGUGUGUAUGAGGCCAGGGUGAGGUGCAGAGGUGGACGGGGGCUGUGGAGUGACUGGAGCCCCCUGGUGACUUGGAGGACUGAAGAGGUCUCAGUGCCAGGUCCCUAUAACCUGCAGUGUGUGUUUGAUGGAGUGGCAACGAUGAACUGCAGUUGGGAGGUGAAGUCAGAGCUCGCCCAGUUUGUCACCUACAACCUCUUUUACCGCUCCCCUCCCACUGCACCGGCUAUAAGGUGCUGUUUCGACACUCCUGUCAGGGUAGAUACCAGUGUCUUGGUGCAAAACUGUAAUUUCUCCAUCUCGCAGCAAGAGCAGGUGGUGGUUGAGCUCGUUCCCUCUCGCAACACCAGACAGAUCCAGUCGUCUAAACACAUCCGCCCAACCCCCCCGGGCAAUAUUAAAGUCCAGGAGAAGGAGGGAAACUGGGUGCUGAGCUGGACCGCCCAAAAAUCCUCCACAGUUCCAAUCUCCUUCGAGGUUCAGUACUGGAGGUCACAGUCACCGGAGGAGAAGAUCAAUAUUUCUGAAAGUGGUUUGUCGCACCUCAUCCGUGAAUCUUCUCUGCUCCCAUUCACGAGAUACACAGCCCAGGUGUGUUCCGUGAUCACCCCCAACAGGAGCACGUAUGAUGGACUCCCCUCCGACUGGACAGAGCACGUGCACUGGACCACCCCACCAGCUCGCUGGUCCCUCGUCAAUAUCCUGGUCCCUGUCAUAUCGGUGUGUGUGGCAGUCCUCUUCCUGUGGUUCGCCAUUCCUGCAUGUCGAAGGCGGGUGAACAUGUGGAAGAUGUCCAUUCCUUCCCCUUUCAAGAGUAAGGUGCUGGAGGAGUUCAGGAAGAAGUCUACGAAUGACAGCUCCGCCUAUGAGAAUGAGGUUGAGAGAGCUCCUGUCAGUGAGACUGAAGUGCUGGACAUGGUCCAGGCAGUUCAGUACUUUCCACCGGGGGUGAGCAUGUGGAAGAUGUCCAGUCUUUCCCCUUUCAAGAGUAAGGUGCUGGAGGAGUUCAGGAAGAAGUCUACGAAUGACAGCUCCGCCUAUGAGAAUGAGGUUGAGAGAGCUCCUGUCAGUGAGACUGAAGUGCUGGACAUGGUCCAGGAAGUUCAGUACUUUCCACAGUUCAGUGCAUCAGAAGACCCCAGGCACCGACUAUUGCUGACUGCCUCCCAGGAAGUUGGACCGUACCAACAGGUUCCCGAGCGGGGCUCAGGAGUAGCCGCUAAUGCUAGCUUGAGUGGCCCUAGCCUUUCACACUCUGCUGCUUUGGGGCCCCAGAAUGCGGGUGCUGUCAGUGGACCCUGCAUGCCGGAUACCGCCUCCCUCUCGUCUUUGCCCACUAACCAGGAAAUGGCUCUCGAGUACGUGGAGGUACCUCCCCCUGAAGGCACAUUGCUCCGGGACGUAUCCUCGAUGUGGUGGAAGGGGGGAAUGGAGGUACAGGACAUUGUUCAUGAGUGUCCUCUGUUGGGACCUGCUGACUCAGAGACAGAGCUGCGUUCAGCCCCCGAGUCACUGGAUCUGGACCCUUACGCAUAUAUACCCAUCCCCUUUAAGAUUCACUCCAUGGUUAUCCAGCAAAGUCCCGACUGCUGCCCACUACCAGAUGUAGGGACGGACGAUAGGGGCACUGCGACCACCACUGAGCCCCCUGCAUGGUGCUGUCCUGGGGGUCUGGGAGAGAAUGGAGAGGGCUGGAUGGAGUACAUGAAAGAGGAUUACACCUAUGCGAACCUCUCUCAGGUGUAACUUGGAUGGAACUUCCUGUGCUAUGGCACACAGAGAGCUGUCAGUCACCUCCUCGCCUGAAGAGGGCAGUACAGAACAGUGUGGGUGAACCAUCCUGGCUAGUCAAUUGAUUUAUGGGACUAAAAUGGUUGUUUACUUCCUGAGGAAUAUACUUCCGUAUGUGCUCAGCAAAACCACUAAGUUUCUUUAAAUUACGUGAUGAUGACAGACAUAAAUUUGUGAUUAUUUGUUAUAUUUUAAGCCAUUUUGGCCAGGACUCCCUUAUAAAAAAUAUGUAAAUCUCAAUGGGACUACUUUGUGGUAAAAUAAA
Messenger RNA from Conger conger (European conger), 2918 nucleotides. RefSeq names its product cytokine receptor common subunit beta-like. The transcript has 16 exons. Gene Ontology annotation, cellular component: external side of plasma membrane. Gene Ontology annotation, biological process: cytokine-mediated signaling pathway; immunoglobulin mediated immune response. Gene Ontology annotation, molecular function: protein binding; cytokine receptor activity. Lineage: Eukaryota; Metazoa; Chordata; Actinopteri; Anguilliformes; Congridae. The coding region runs from base 152 to 2608 and encodes 818 amino acids. The record is from RefSeq and is a predicted model, not a curated record.